This is a messenger RNA of Nestor notabilis (Kea), 495 nucleotides long. It is a transcript of the gene NAXE, whose product is annotated as apolipoprotein A-I binding protein. Gene Ontology annotation, molecular function: NAD(P)HX epimerase activity. The record is from RefSeq and is a predicted model, not a curated record. The transcript has 4 exons. Gene Ontology annotation, cellular component: mitochondrion. The annotation marks the transcript as partial. Lineage: Eukaryota; Metazoa; Chordata; Aves; Psittaciformes; Psittacidae.
UUGGUCUGUGCCCGGCACCUGAAGAUGUUUGGCUACGAGCCCACCGUGUAUUACCCCAAGCGCCCCAACAAACCCCUCUUUGAGGGUUUGACCACCCAGUGCCAGAAGAUGGACAUCCCGUUCCUGCCGGAAUUCCCAGCCGAGCCUGCACUCAUCGACGAGCUCUAUGGGCUGGUGGUGGACGCGAUCUUCGGGUUCAGCUUCAAGGGAGCUGUGCGGGAGCCCUUUGGCAGCAUCCUCAGCACCCUGGGGCACAUCACGGUGCCCAUAGCCAGCAUCGACAUCCCUUCGGGCUGGGAUGUGGAGAAGGGGAAGGCGGAUGGGCUCCAGCCCGACAUGCUCAUCUCGCUCACGGCGCCCAAGAAGGCAGCGCUGCACUUCGAAGGGCGCUUCCACUUCCUCGGGGGCAGGUUCGUGCCACCAGCGCUCCAGGAGAAAUACGCUUUAAACCUGCCCCCGUACCCCGGCACUGACUGUGUCCUGCAGCUCACCUAG